CAGUUUUAAACCGCUUGGUGUGGCGGACGCUGCAGUGCCGGCGUUACGGCGAGUUUGCGGGUUAGAAACGCCGAUAAAGUGAGCAGGAGCGGCAGGUUUACAGCCGAUCUGUGCGGGGUGUUGGUUUACUCUCCACGAUGCCCUCGCAUACGGAGCAGUACGAGGUGCUGGGCACCAUCGGCUCCGGCUCGUACGGAAAAUGCCAGAAAAUAAGGAGGAAAUCGGACGGAAAGGUUCUGGUGUGGAAGGAGCUGGAUUAUGGUACCAUGGCAGAGGCGGAGAAGCAGAUGCUGGUGUCUGAGGUGAACCUCCUCCGAGAGCUGAAGCACCCCAACAUCGUUAGAUACUACGACCGCAUCAUAGACCGCACAAACACCACACUGUACAUAGUGAUGGAGUACUGCGAGGGUGGAGACCUCGCCAGCCUCAUCACAAAGUGCAUUAAAGACAGGAGGUAUCUGGAGGAGGACUUUGUUUUGCGCGUGAUGGCUCAGCUGGCUCUGGCGCUGAAGGAGUGUCACGGCAGGGGUAACGGAGGCAGCACGGUGCUGCAUCGAGACCUCAAACCUGCAAACAUCUUCCUCGAUGCCAAACAGAACGUAAAGCUCGGCGAUUUUGGCCUGGCGCGAAUACUCAAACACGAGACGAGCUUCGCUAAGACAUUUGUGGGAACUCCUUAUUACAUGUCCCCAGAGCAAAUGAAUCGCAUGUCCUACAAUGAAAAAUCAGACAUCUGGUCAUUAGGAUGUCUGCUGUAUGAACUCUGUGCUUUGUCCCCCCCGUUCACCGCAUACAACCAGAAGGAAUUGGCAGAGAAGAUUAAAGAGGGAAAGUUUAGAAGGAUCCCAUAUCGGUACUCGUCAGAGCUGAACACGCUCAUAUCCAGAAUGCUUCAUCUAAAGGACUACCUGCGUCCCUCAGUGGACUCCAUCCUGCAGAGCACUUUAAUCUCCUCUUAUGUGGCGGCAGAGCAGCGGAAGGCGGAGGUAAGGCAGCGGCGGAGGUCUGACUCGGGGCAGAAUAAACACCUGGACGCCGUUACGGCCGAGCUACGGCUGAAGGAGCAGGCCCUGCGGGAGCGAGAACGGGCUCUGAAGGAGAGGGAGGAGAGACUGGAGCAAAAGGAGCAGGAGUUAUGUAUCAGAGAGAGACUAUCAGAUGAGAAGCUUGCCAGAGCGGAGAGCCUGAUGGAAUCAUACAGCUUGAUGAGGCAGCAGAGGGCGCCACGUCCACUCUGUUCAGAUGUUUUAGGUGGGAAUGAGAACAUCUCUCCAGGGAAGAAGAAGGUCCACUUUGCAGGCGACAGCAAGGAGAACCUGCAGCCUGAGCAGAAGCCCACAGUCCAAACCCAGGAUCACAUGUUCAUUAAAAGGCUGCAGGCAGCCACCACAUGCCUGGGGAACUACCCGCUGAAGAGCAGGCCACUGCAGGGCCUCCGCUAGCCUCGUCCUGCUGGAGUUCAGGCUGGGGGAUAAUACGCCGUCCACAAUAUCAGAUUCCAAAAGGCACCGCACGCGACUCUAAAGAUGUUCUCGAGGCCUCCCAAAGCUCCUUGAGUGCCAUUGGGGUUAAUGAUAUGCUGGAUUACAGACUAUAGACCAGCCUGUGUGGCCAAAUUGUCUCAUGCACACUCCUUAAAGGAGAAACCCACCAGUUUUUUAAAAUUCCUUUAAAAAAGUCAAACUGUGAUGUAAACAGCGUGUUUUGGUGUGAAAUGGUUGAUUGUAGAGACUCAGACUUCUUACAGUGGUGGUUACCAUGACUACCACACAAAUAUAGCCAUUUUAUUUACUAUCUAAAACCAUCAGUGAACCUACACAGGUUUCAAGGGGAACGUCGAUGAUGGUAAAAUAGCGGAAAACCUGAAAAAAUAAUGACUUAUUUUGCCUCGCAGCUCCCCUGCACGUAUCUCUCUGCCACGAAUGGCCAAAACCUUUGCACCCACACAUCUACUAAACCGCUUAUCCUCCUGGGUCGCGGGGGUGCUGGAGCCUGUCCCAGUUGUCACUGGCCGGAAGACGUAAUUGAACCAGAUGAAACCAAAUCAUGUAGUAAAUUAAUUCCACAAUAAAUUCAUUUUAAUAAUAAUAAUAAUAAUUUAGGCCAAAACUGUCAUAAAACAUGUUUUAAAUUCAUAACCAUCUCAUGUCAUGACUCUCUGUGAGGGGCUUUUAGAGGUGGAUGUCUGGUUCCUAUCACCACCACUGUGAACAGGUCCCAGAUUCUCUAGACCAGAUCAUUUCUCACCGAACCACUCUGGGCGACUGGCUCCACCUCAAGGACUGACAUGUUCCGAAAUUUUGAUGAGUUCUGGUCCAGACCAGAGCAAACUGGAAAACACAGGUGUGUAUGUAGCUUUGAUGUAAUGGUCAUUUUAUUUUGCUGGUUAGUUUCAAUGUAAUGGUCAAUUUAGUGUUGGUUAGGAGGGGCAGUCUGGCUGUGCACUGCACUGGGUCAGGGUUUUCCUGCUGGUUCGUGACCUGGUGCGGCUGUUUGUGGCUUUUGGGAAUCUGAGUACAGGAAUGUUCUGAGGUGUGAAUUAAACAUGUCAACUGCUGUA
Molecule: messenger RNA, 2560 nt
Organism: Pygocentrus nattereri (red-bellied piranha)
Lineage: Eukaryota; Metazoa; Chordata; Actinopteri; Characiformes; Serrasalmidae
Gene: nek2
Product: NIMA-related kinase 2
Exons: 9
Coding region: 138-1442 (434 amino acids)
Biological process (GO): protein phosphorylation
Molecular function (GO): protein kinase activity; ATP binding
Source: RefSeq, a predicted model, not a curated record